Molecule: messenger RNA, 336 nt
Organism: Penaeus vannamei (Pacific white shrimp)
Lineage: Eukaryota; Metazoa; Arthropoda; Malacostraca; Decapoda; Penaeidae
Source: RefSeq, a predicted model, not a curated record
AUGGUCGCGGCGGCGGCGAGCGAGGGCGUCGACAUAAGCGAGAGAUAUUGUAACGGGCCCAAUGAAGUCAAGUCUUACCCGGUGUUUGGAGUGUGCUGUGUCGAGGUCGAGCUGGACGUCCUCACUGGCCAGUUCUUGGUCCUCCGCGCGGAUAUCCUACAGGACGCAGGCACGAGCAUGAGUCCCAUGGUCGACGUGGCCCAAGUGGAGGGCGGGUUCGUCAUGGGCCAGGGUCUCUUCACGUCGGAGAAGGCCAUCUACGACCCCGCCACUGGGAGGAGAAUCACGGACGGGACAUGGCACUACCAGGUCCCCACCGCCCACGUCCCCAGCUGA